CACUUUUGCAUGCCCUGGAACCUUUUAACAUGCCACCCCCCUCUCUGGGAUUCGUCAAAGGCAAGAGAAUGUCCCCUCUUUUUGUCUCUCUCUCUUUCUCCCUCUCCAUCUCUGAUUAGAUACACUGAUUCUUCAUUCAAUGGACGUCAUUUACAACAGACUCUGCCUUGAGUUGCUUCCUCGCUUCACGCUCGAUUUCCGACCAUUCUUCCCUUAUUAAGUAUUCGUGUAAUAUUAAUAGUCAUGAAUAUCUGCUAUUAGGAGUCCAAGGGCAGAAGCCGAUCAGUGUUAUUAUGAGCUCAAGUGAGGCAGCAGCUCAGUGAAAGAACGAGAACACAGAAGAAGGAUAUAAGAAACUUUAAAUAAACCCUGCAAAAGAAAACAUACUGCAUUUUGAAACCAAAUGAACGGCAGCAGGAAUUUAACCAGAUUCUGGUGGAUUAUUGUUCUUUCGUGGCGUAUAUGAAUGUUUGGCGUUGCGAUCUUUUAGUAGUAGUAUAGCGCUGGGCUUUUAUUUUGAAUUUCCAUUCUAACUCCUUUUUUAACGUCUUGAUUGUUCGAACCGCUUCACUCAUGUUAGUGCACAGUUUUUCGGCGAUGGAUCGUCACGACGGCACAAGCAAUGGGACAGGCAGGUUACCUCAAUUGGGGACCGUGGGUCAGUCUCCUUACCCUAGCGCCCCUCCGCUCUCUCACACUCCAAAUUCCGAUUUCCAGCCUCCUUACUUCCCUCCACCUUACCAGCCCAUUUACCCCCAGUCCCAGGACCCUUACUCUCAUGUCAACGACCAUUACUCCCUGAAUUCCCUCCACGCACAGCCGCAGCCCCAACAUCCAGGCUGGCCAGGGCAAAGACAGAGCCAAGAAUCCAGUUUGCUGCAUCAGCAUCGCGGGCUACCCCAUCAACUGUGCAGGGAUUACCGACGCGCUGAAGUCCUUCUGCCCGGAGGUCAUGGACUCGAUUCUGGACUAGACUCUAUCUCUAUCCACGGAAUACCUCAUUCUCUGGAAGAUGUACAGCAUGUUGAAGAUCAAGGCAUUAACAUCCCAGACCAAACUGUAAUUAAGAAAGGCCCUGUGUCUCUGUCCAAGAACAACAGUAGUGCGGUGUCCGCUGUCCCAAUCAACAAGGACGGUCUCUUUGGCGGCGUUGUAAACCCUAAUGAAGUGUUCUGUUCAGUUCCGGGUCGCCUGUCUCUUCUCAGUUCAACAUCAAAGUACAAGGUCACGGUUGCGGAAGUGCAACGACGUCUCUCACCGCCUGAGUGCCUCAACGCCUCUCUGUUGGGAGGAGUGCUAAGGAGAGCAAAAUCUAAAAAUGGAGGGAGGUCUUUAAGAGAAAAAUUGGACAAAAUUGGAUUAAACCUGCCAGCAGGUAGACGUAAGGCAGCAAAUGUUACACUCCUGACGUCACUAGUAGAAGGAGAAGCGGUGCAUCUUGCGAGGGAUUUUGGUUAUGUAUGUGAGACCGAAUUCCCGUCCAAGGCAGUAGCUGAAUAUGUAAAUCGUCAACAUUCCGACCCAAAUGAACAAGUCCAAAGAAAAAACAUGCUGCUGGCAACAAAACAAAUCUGCAAAGAAUUCACAGACCUACUGUCUCAAGACCGAUCUCCCUUAGGGAACUCUAGGCCGCAACCAAUUCUUGAGCCAGGGAUCCAGAGUUGUUUGACCCACUUCAGUCUCAUUUCUCACGGCUUUGGGACCCCAGCAAUGUGCGCUGCCCUCACCGCUCUGCAGAACUAUCUUACUGAGGCGAUCAAAGCCAUGGACAAAAUGUAUCUCAACAACAACCCCAACAGCCAUUCUGACAGCACCAAAAGCGGAGAAAAAGAUGAAAAACACAGAAAGUGAUUCAUUUUUAUUAAAUAUAAAUAUUAUAUAUAAAUAUUAUUGAUCCAGACUACAAUUUGCCCGUUCCUGUUCUCACGAUUUUACAAGACUGUUUUACCCCACCCAGCUUUGGAGCUCCAGGGAAUGAAGCAAAAAAGAGAGAAAUAAUGAAACAAAUAAAAAGAAUGAAUGAAUGAAUGAAAAUGAAUGGAUGAUGGAGCCAUUUCUGAAAGUCGUCGCACUCCACUUCGUGAACUUUUUCAGAUUUUUUUUUUUUUUUUUUUUUUUUUUUUUUUUUUUUUUCCAUUGAUAUGCAUCGGACUGAAAUACAGCAACCCUUACAUAACUCAAUUUAAGAUUGUAGCCAUAUAAACGGAAGGUAAAGAGGAUGAAUUUUUAUCAGUAUUGUGAAUAAACUUGAAAACAAAUCACAGAGCUCCAUGUCAUGACUUCAGUUGUAGACUUUCCCUAGUAAGGUAAAGCGAUCAACUUAAUCUGCUAUUUCUACACGGUUCACGGUUAUAUAAGGGAAUCAGUGUUCAAGUAUGUAUAUAUUUAUUUAUGUGUAAUUUAAUGGGAAUUGUAAAUAUGGUCCGUCUGUUUAAUCUUUUUUUUUUUUUUUUUUUUUUUAAUUUAUCUGGUGAUCUUGUUUGCCUCCUGUUAGUGGGUUUUAAAUAUUCAGUUAGUUCUUCAUGUGGUGUUAUGGUACUUAGAAAAAAAAUGGUAUGAGGGUCUUUCUCUGGAAUAUAUCAAUUAAGCUCUCUUGUAGCAUGUGGAGGCGACAUUGAAGCAAGUAAACAAAUUACAUUGAAAGAGUUUUCUAUCUCUAUAUAUUAUUAUUAUUAUUAUUAUUAUUAUUAUUAUUAUUAUUAUUAUUACAUUAAGUUUAUAUUUAAAAGAGCAAAAACUGGACCCUGACAAGAAAGUGUUUUGUGGUUUCUAUACAAACAUUUGUGUGUUGUGCCAAGCAGAAUAACGUGCCCCUACUGUCCUCCCCUUGAAGCACCAUCAAAGCAAUAAAUUGAUAUUGUCUUUAGAAAAAGAAAAAAAAAAAGUUUAGUAUUUUUUUUUUCUUGUUUAAAACUUCAAAACGUUGGGGACCACCUGAUAUCUUCUAUGUCCAAUGUCAAAAUUGGAAGCAGUUUUAGCUGUAUUGUAUAGAGCUGUGCUGGCAAUAGUUGCCAUGCCUGUCAAUGUAUCAUAGCCCUUUGUUGCCCAGAUAAAUAAAUAUUUGAUACGCUUUA
Molecule: messenger RNA, 3074 nt
Organism: Polyodon spathula (Mississippi paddlefish)
Lineage: Eukaryota; Metazoa; Chordata; Actinopteri; Acipenseriformes; Polyodontidae
Product: transcription factor AP-2-alpha
Exons: 7
Coding region: 574-1851 (425 amino acids)
Biological process (GO): anatomical structure development; regulation of transcription by RNA polymerase II; regulation of cell population proliferation
Cellular component (GO): nucleus
Molecular function (GO): DNA-binding transcription factor activity, RNA polymerase II-specific; RNA polymerase II transcription regulatory region sequence-specific DNA binding
Source: RefSeq, a predicted model, not a curated record